CUGGGCUAUUCAUAGGCUCAAGUGUGAGGACAAGGUACGUACGUGUAGUAGAUAGCUCUUAUGAUUUUCCACAGUUGAGUUUUGCUCUUUGUACACACAUUAGUACACACAUCUAUACCCACUAUAUAUACCUAAAAAAAUUACCCCUUUCCCAUUCUUUUCUUUCUUUUACCCCUUCUCUCUCUUCACCCUUACUUCUUUUCUUUCUUCUGCGACCUCUCUCCCUGAUUUCCUUCGUGCCUUCUCUAUAUUCUUCUUCUUCUUUUGUUUCUUCUUGCACCAACACAAACAAAGUGACAAUGGAUUUUCGUAGCUCAAACCAGAAGCUCCCAUCAACCACCCAUAAUAUUGAGAAUGCUAUUUCACUUCUUCCGGAGGCUUAAAGAGCUAUGUGCACCCCUAAAUGAGCUGAAAGUUGUGCCGCAGGUGGAUAGGUCGGGUGAGAUGUAUUGCGGCACCUUCAAAGUUGACUCAGAGUCCUAGAAAGAGAGUACCAUCAUUUUUAGAGUUGGGAGUACUAGUGCAUCCCUCGAAAUUCUCCUUUCGUUUCUCCAUUUCUCGAAUUGUCCUAAACUUAAACUGAGUUUUAUGUUGAAUUGUAGCAAGACGCUUCAUGUGAAAGCCAUUUCCGAUCUUUAAUACUUGUAUAUACUUGAAAGUUUGUUUCCAUCAAUAUGUAUUUGGUAAUUAUAUUUGAAAUGUUCAUAUAAGU
This is a messenger RNA of Cuscuta epithymum, 712 nucleotides long. The record is from the annotation of a GenBank genome assembly. NCBI's taxonomy places the organism in Eukaryota, Viridiplantae, Streptophyta, Magnoliopsida, Solanales, Convolvulaceae.